Molecule: messenger RNA, 770 nt
Organism: Prunus avium (sweet cherry)
Lineage: Eukaryota; Viridiplantae; Streptophyta; Magnoliopsida; Rosales; Rosaceae
Source: RefSeq, a predicted model, not a curated record
AUGAAGCCGGCUUUGCCAUCUGGAACUCCCAGACGAAUUUCACGAAGAAAAGAUGAAAAGAGUUCCCCCAACUUUUCCAUCUCUCCAAUUCAAGCAACCAACCUUCUCCUCAAUAAUGUACCAUUCCUUGUUGAGGUGUCCGUUUCUGAGAGGCUUGUUCAUAUUAUUUCGGAUGAGGUACACGUUUACCGCAAAUCCAUAGAGCUUCCCUUCACCCAACUCUCUUGCUGUCUUUCUCAGCUGGAGAUAUUCAUGCUGGAUAUUGAUUUAGCGGUCUACAAUCAGGAUUAUGUAUUUCCCGUAUUAGCAAAUGUCAAGCAUUUGGAAUUAACAGUGAAGGCAAAUUAUGAUAUGGAUCUUUUUCAUUUAACUUCUUUCAUGAAGGCAUCUCCUCUCGUGCAGAGACUUGUGUUGAAGUUGAAUUUUACAACACUUGCAGGAAUGGGACCAAUAAAGAGCGCAGGCGAAUGCCCCCAUCAUUACCUGAAGGUAUUAGAAAUUGUAGGGUAUCGUGCUCAGACAUGUGUUGUUCAACAUGUCAUGCACCUAAUAAAGAGUGCUGUUGCACUGGAGAAAAUUAUUAUCCAUCCUGUCCAGCCUUUGAAUGAAUCUUUUGUAAGAGUUAGGGAAGUUGAAAAGGUCGAAGAAGCGAAAGCAAGAGACCAUGCUAUGCAAUGCCUUCGAGAAAAAGUGCCUUCAACUAUUGAAUUUGUAUGCCUGUAGAAUGUAGUGCUUAAAUUACCUAGAGAUUUUGUUGGCAUUUAAUGUUG